Molecule: messenger RNA, 1008 nt
Organism: Poecilia reticulata (guppy)
Lineage: Eukaryota; Metazoa; Chordata; Actinopteri; Cyprinodontiformes; Poeciliidae
Gene: psmb8a
Product: proteasome 20S subunit beta 8A
Cellular component (GO): proteasome core complex; cytoplasm
Molecular function (GO): threonine-type endopeptidase activity
Source: RefSeq, a predicted model, not a curated record
ACAAGGAAAUCAUUGAUCAGCUUCGCCAAAGGCUUUCUGGUUUCUAGAGCGUUUGUAGGAAUUAUAUCAGACGGUUAUCAUAUUAAAUAAGGUCUGAUAUUUACGACACAAUGGCACUUUUUGAAGUGAGCGGUUUUAAGCCUUAUUCUGAAGUCCGUGCGCAGAUUCUCCCGUUCGGUCAGACUCGGCUUGUGGACCGACCGAACCACUACACCUUCAACACCAAAACCCAGGAGUUUGCUGUCCCUCUGGGUGAGGACCCCUCCGGGUUUCUAAAGUCCUGUAACCAUGACGGAGGAGUUUGCAUUGACCUGAACCAUGGUACCACCACUUUGGCUUUCAAGUUCAGGCAUGGAGUCAUCGUGGCCGUGGACUCCAGAGCUUCAGCUGGGAACUACCUGGCAUCAAAAGAUGCCAACAAGGUGAUAGAAAUCAACUCGUACCUACUGGGGACCAUGUCAGGUAGCGCAGCCGACUGCCAGCACUGGGAGCGGCUACUGGCCAAAGAAUGCAGGCUGUACAGGUUGAGAAACGGUCACAGGAUUUCUGUGGCUGCUGCAUCAAAGCUGCUGUCAAACAUGAUGUUGGGCUACAGAGGCAUGGGCCUCUCCAUGGGAAGCAUGAUCUGUGGAUGGGACAAACAGGGUCCAGGUCUGUACUAUGUGGAUGACAAUGGAACUCGUUUUUCUGGCCACAUGUUCUCCACUGGAUGUGGGAACAGCUACGCCUAUGGAGUGGUGGACAGCGGCUACAGAGAGGACAUGACAGUGGAGGAGGCGUAUGAACUCGGCCGCCGAGGCAUUACUCACGCUACGCACAGAGACGCUUACUCUGGAGGGGUAGUCAACAUGUACCACAUGCGAGAGGAUGGCUGGAUAAAGGUCUGCAAGGAUGACGUGUCUGAGUUGAUUCAUCGCUACAAAGAAGGAAUGUUCUAAGUUUCUUCAUCAAAUCAUCAUCAACACAAGAUAUGGAGUGGUUUUAGAAACUAAAGUGCUCUGUGUUUUA